UUUAUUAAUAAGUCAGUCAUUUAUCAUUUGGUAUUUAAAAAGACGUUUCAUUGGCAAAUUUAUUUGCAAAUAAUUACAAAUCGCAACUAAGUUCACAACACUAAAGUUGACCGGCGCAAAAAGCAAUAUGGCGUCGGUUCUAAUUGACAGCUAAGUUAUAUUGUGAUACCAAAAAAUUCUUUAUGCAUUUGUAAAACAAAACUAAGUGUUAAAAUAUAUUUAAAAUGGAUGUCCCACAGCCUCCUCGAGACGCAAGUCUUCGAAAUAUAAUAGAUAAACUAGCAGAGUUCGUUGCACGAAAUGGACCAGAAUUUGAAAUGAUUACUAAACAAAAACAGCAAAACAAUCCAAAAUUUGAAUUUCUAUAUGGUGGGGAAUUUGCUGGUUAUUAUCAGUACAGAGUCGCCACGGAACAAUCUUAUCUUAAACAACAAGGAGGAAAUUCUCAAGGUAUUGCAAAUCAGGUACAACACGCCAGUGCACAGUCAUCAAUGCAUUUUACACAAGGUCCGCCCCCUGUUCAUCAUCAACAACAACCUGCUCCUAACCUGCAUGACAACUCUUACAUAAAUCAACCACCGCCUAAUCAUUUAUGGAAUAAUUCCGGCAAUAAUCCCACAAUACCACAGUCGAAUGGAAAUAAUAUGGCAAUGGGUUUGCAAUCACAAAUUGAGUCAAUAAAUAUGCAACAAAGUACAUUGCGCGAUCAGAUUCAUCAAUCGGAGUCAAAUCUAUCAGCUCAACAUUCGGCUUUGAUGAGUCAACAGAAAAAACAAAUUGAAGAAGCCAUUGAGGCGGCACAAAAUACUCAAUUGGAAAUGCAGGCUGAUGAGAACGGAAUUUCUCUGCGAGAUUUUGAUAGUAUACUUCAACCAAUCAUCGAAUCCUGCACCAAGGAUAGCAUCUCAGCAGGCAAAAACUGGAUUUUACAGCACUCAUCCGACAACGCUAAAAACAAUGUCGUUUUACAAUAUCUUUUAAAAAAGGCAUUGCUUAAUGGUUCAACGUUUCAACAAAAAUUGCACCUUAUAUAUUUAAUAAAUGAUAUUUUACAUCACUGUGUAAGAAAGAAUGCAAACGACCUGAAGAAUUGCCUGGAGAAUGUGGUUAUUCCAAUGUUUUGUAGCGCUGAUUUAAUUGCAAGUCCUGAGCAGCGUUCAAAGCUAACCAAACUGCUAUCACUCUGGGAGUCCAAAGCAAAAUUCUUUGAUGCAUGCGUAAUAUCUAAGCUGCAGUCUCCGGACUCAUCUAUGCAGGAAUAUAAGACCAAUCUACAGAAUUUACAUCACGAUACAGUGUAUAAAUAUACAAAGACAACAAAAUCUACACUUGAUAACUAUCAGCAACAACAUCAAAUUUUCAUACAGCAUGCUACACAACAAAUAACACAACUUGAGCAACAGAAACAACAAUUGGAGCAACAAAUGCUGUCUUCUGUGCACCCAACUGGAAAUAUUUUACCGAACACAUCGGUAUUACCACCACAACCAAGUCAAAUUCCACAAAAUCACCAACAUCAUCAUCAGCAGCAACAGCAGCAGCAACAACAACAACAACAACAACAGCAACAACAACAACAGCAGCAACAGCAACCACCACCACCACAACAGCAACAAAUACAAAGCAGUAAAAUUCCUUCACUGAUGUCGCAAAAAAUUACAAUGCCCGAUAUAAAUGAUUCCGACCAUAUGCAACCACCUGGUGUUGAUGAGAAUAAUUUUAUGGGGAACAAUUCAAUGUUUUCGCAUCAACAGCAACAAAAUAUGUUUAAUACAAAUAACUGUUAUCCUCAGCAACAAAUGCAUAAUUCGCAACAGCAAUCCACGCCAACUGGACAGCACAAUAAUAAUUUUAAUACUGAAACGAUGCCACAAGCAACAAACAAUUUCUUCAUUCCCGAUCUAUCAAAACCGCCGCCUGGUUUUAUGGGAGGCAAAAGUGGAUCACUGCCGCCGAUUCUCCAACAAUUUGCAAAAAUGUCGAACAUUCCUCAAAGUACAGAAAAUUUAAAUUCUGGCUCGAAUGAAGGUUCAAUGGUGGCGCAGAAUUUAAAUAUUGAUAUUAUGACUUUAAAUGCAGCACUACAAAUUGUUCAACAGCAACAACACUUGCAGAAUCAACAAUCAUCAGAGGACCAAAUAGUAAGCAAUGAUAAUCAGGACCUUAUAGGCAAUGAACUCAUACCACCACCACCACCUCAAAUACCAAUGGAAGAUAGUCAAAAUCCUACAGCCGCAUAUUAUGAUUUACCAGCUGGCUUAUUGGUCCCACUUAUACGGCUCGAGGAUUAUAAUUACAAAUCUCUCGAUCCAUCUGAAAUUCGUGUACCAACACCACAACCAACUAAUGAACGACUACUGAAUGCCAUGGCAGCGUUUUAUGCACCCCCAACGCACGAUCGACCCAGAGACACUGAAGGUUGGGAAAAAUUAGGCCUCUACGAAUAUUACAAAGUUAAGAAUGCAGCCAAAAAGCUAAAAGAAGAAGAAAUUAAAAAUGGUCAACGUGAAAAAUCUCGUUCACCCACUCCCAUUUUAAUUGAACGACCGAAACCCAAAAAAGUUAAUAAACGUUGCUAUCGUUCUAAGAGCCGUAGUCGAUCUCGAUCGCUUUCACGUUCUAAAUCACCUCCUGCUCGAUUUAGAGAAAGAGAGCGGGAGAAAGAAAAAGACAGAGAAAGAGAUAGGGAGCGGGACAGGGAUAGAGAUCGAGAAAGAGAGAGGGACAGAGAUCGUGAAGGUCGUUCAGGAAAUCGAAAUAAUCGUUACAACAGAAACCGCUCACCACGCCGAUCACCCACGUCGCGUGAACGUAAUAAUAGUACUAGAAAAGAGCGAGAGAGAUCGGUCACUCCUCCAAGCUUUGCCAAUAGCAGUGUCGCCAAAUCAAAUGAGUUCAUUGAAGAGUCAAAUAAGGGACAUCAAAUGCUAAUGAAAAUGGGUUGGGCGGGAACAGGUUUAGGAACAAAUAAUCAAGGAAUUGAACAACCGAUAUCUGCUGGUGAAGUUAGAGAUCGGAAGGAUUUGUAUAAAGGACUUGGUGUCAGUUUGAAUGAUCCAUUUGAAAAUUUCCGAAAAAAUAAAGGAGCUGCUUUUGUACAUCGUAUGCGUACGCGAGAUGAUAAGAGUUAAAUAGUUUAUAUGUUAAACAUUGUGGAAUUCAAAAUUUAAUAGGUAUUAAUAAAAUAUGAUUCAAACAUGUUUUAAAUUGCG
Molecule: messenger RNA, 3212 nt
Organism: Teleopsis dalmanni
Lineage: Eukaryota; Metazoa; Arthropoda; Insecta; Diptera; Diopsidae
Gene: scaf6
Product: calcium homeostasis endoplasmic reticulum protein
Exons: 13
Coding region: 225-3131 (968 amino acids)
Biological process (GO): RNA processing; intracellular calcium ion homeostasis
Cellular component (GO): perinuclear region of cytoplasm
Molecular function (GO): RNA binding
Source: RefSeq, a predicted model, not a curated record